UUUCUUAGUACAUGUUGAAUGUGAUAGAUCGAGAGAGAUGCAAGGAUACCUGAACAAGGGUAGUUAUUAGAGUGUAUAUACUUAUUCAGUCUGAUCCUACAAUAUAUGUAGCUGGCCCUAGAAGCAACGUAAAGCUGGACAGAGCGUCUAAACCUUGAUUACCCGUCAGCUGCACAUAGGCGACUGUUAGGCCCUAUUGAACUCUUAACUUUGACAAAAAUUUCCAGCCAAUCGCCAACGGUGCCAUGGAGAACAGCAAUUCAACAGAGGAAUCGGACUCUGAAAGUGAUAUGUCCUUUAAAGUGAUCAUGAUAGGGAAGUAUGGAGUAGGAAAAAGUUCAUUAUUCCGUCGGUUUAUGAAGCAGGGUUAUAGUGGAGCCAUGACCAGGAAAGACACUAUAGGAAUGGAUCACUACAAGCGAACGUUCAUCAUUGAUGGACAUGACAUCAAGGUAACAAUGUGGGACACAGGAGGCAUGGAGCGGGCUUCCCUCACGGGAGGGUACUACCGGCAAGCAGACGGGGUUAUCCUGUGCUUCAGUCUGACGGACCCAGAGUCCUUUAACUGUCUGUCACAGUCCAUGCUGGAGGUGGCCAUGUACUGCAGCGUCUCCAAACUCUUCAUCUGUGGGACCAAAGUGGACGAGAUCUCGCGAGAUCACGACCCGCACUCUCUUGUGACUGAGGACGAUAUCGAGAUUUUCAAAGCGCAGUGCGGGGACGAGGUCGUUGGCGGGGUUUACCAAGUAUCAGCCAAAACAGGGGCGGGGGUGGAGGAAAUGUUUGAUGACGUUGCGCGGGUUUUGCGCGACGAAUUGGACCAGAAGAGACGCGAGAUAAGCAGAAUACGACUGGGUGCCGAGUUAAAUGAAGGUGUGCCAUCUGAAAAUAAGAAAGCGUGUGCUUGUUAACUUUGCUGGGAGAAAAUGUAAGAACAAUUUAAAAGCUUCUUCAAGAGAAUAAUGCAAUAUCUUGAAAGUUCUCAUCUUCCAAGCAAUCAACUAUGGAUUGAGGGUGUUAUAGACAGUGAACUUUCUUCCAAUUUGGAUGGCACCAAGAACGUUGCUAGUCAAGUCUCAUCUCUGUGACAGUGUCAUGCUGGGCAUUGCCAAUUUACACUGUACAUGCACAUGCCUUUCGUGGUUGAACAGAAAGU
Lingula anatina is the source of this 1156-nucleotide messenger RNA. RefSeq lists its product as uncharacterized. NCBI's taxonomy places the organism in Eukaryota, Metazoa, Brachiopoda, Lingulata, Lingulida, Lingulidae. Gene Ontology annotation, molecular function: GTP binding; GTPase activity. The record is from RefSeq and is a predicted model, not a curated record.